This is a messenger RNA of Mercurialis annua (annual mercury), 680 nucleotides long. RefSeq lists its product as uncharacterized. The coding region runs from base 1 to 537 and encodes 178 amino acids. Lineage: Eukaryota; Viridiplantae; Streptophyta; Magnoliopsida; Malpighiales; Euphorbiaceae. The record is from RefSeq and is a predicted model, not a curated record. Gene Ontology annotation, molecular function: zinc ion binding. The transcript has 2 exons.
AUGAGCUACGCGAAUAGGCAUUUGGCACGAUCAACUUUCACAAACCUAUCAAAAAGAGCAGAAGAUAUAUUGAAUGACAAUUACAUUCAGUCAUUGAAAUUAGUGGUUUCAAAUUCAAAUGACAAUGUGAAGACAGUCUAUGAUCAUAAAACAAAGUUCAUUGUCGACCUUAAAGAAAGAACGUGCACAUGUAGGAGAUUCGACAUUGAUGAAAUUCCUUGCCCACAUGCAAUGGCAAUACUCAAAGAAUUCAAUCAAGAUCCUUACAAAUUUUGUUCGCAUUAUUUCACAAAAGAAAUAAUACUGAAGACAUAUGAAGAAACAGUAUAUCCAGUGGUAGAUGAAAGUUUGUGGAAUGUCCCAGAAGAAGUGGCACAAAAGAUUGUUAAUACACCACAAGGAAGAACAAAGUCGGGAAGGCCUAGGAAGAAAAGAAUUAGAUCUGCCGAGGAAACUACAAAUCAUAACAAGUGCAGCAGAUGUGAAAAAAAAGGACACAAUGUGAAGACAUGCAGGAAUAUGCCUAAGAAAAAAUGAUCCAAUUUAUUAAAGUUCACUUCAGGUUGAUAUAAGGUUGUUUUGAGGUUCAAAUACAUUUCAAUUAAAAAGACAUAUUGAAGUUUUAAAGUAAUAUAAAUUUCAAUUUCUUUAUAUAUAAAAUGUCCUAUAUAUUAAUGCAA